AACACUUACCAACCAAUGACGAUAUGGUUGAAGCGUUUCGUAACUUGCUUCUCCUCCAUGGUCACUUACCUGCAAAUCAUGGAGAUCACUACACACUUCUCAGGUUUCUGAAAAUGAGGGAGUUUGAUCUGGAGAAAUCCAAAGAUGCGUUUCUCAAUUGUAUCAAGUGGCGAGUGGAUUCUAAAGUUGAUUUGAUCUCUAAGAAGUUUAAGUUUGAGGAGUACAGUGAAGUGAAGAAACAUUACCCUCACGGCUUUCAUAAGGUAGACAAAAGUGGUAGGCCAAUCUACAUUGAGCGACUCGGUAUGGUUGACCUUAAUGCGUUUCUUAAAGCAACCACACUUGAGAGAUAUGUUAAGUACCAUAUUCAAGAACAAGAGAAAACGCUGACCUCGAGAUAUCCCGCUUGUUCUAUUGCUUCAGAGAAGCAUGUUUCGUCUACCACUACCAUUUUGGAUGUCUCUGGAGUGGGAAUGUCAAAUUUCUCAAAAACUGCGAGAUCACUCUUUAUGGAAAUUCAAAAGAUAGACAGCAACUACUACCCUGAGACUUUGCAUCGCCUGUUUGUUGUCAAUGCCAGUUCCGGAUUCCGGAUGUUGUGGCUCGCACUCAAGACCUUUCUUGAUGCUCGGACAUUGGCUAAAGUUCAGGUACUAGGACCUAACUACCUUGGAGAGCUACUUGAAGCAAUAGAUCCAAGCAACUUGCCGACAUUUCUUGGAGGAAAUUGCACUUGUUCAGAUCAUGGAGGCUGUCUUUUUAGCGAUGAAGGACCUUGGAAUGAUCCAGACAUCAAAGAAAAGAUCCAGGAGCCUUCCACAACCGGAGAUGCAGAUUCAGAGUGGCAAACUAUGGAUAACGUCUCAGAAACUGCUUCAGCUAUUCAAAUGGAUAAUUCAGGCAAGAUCAUGAUGACAAUGGAGAAGUAUACUGCCUUGAUAACCGCUAUUCUGGAUUCUCAGAAGAAAAUUGAAAUGCUGGAGGUAUCCCUCAAUAAGACAAAAAAGGUCUUGAAUGGACUCGCCGAGAUCAUUAGACCGGAUGAAACCGAAGCAAACCUAUAGCCAAAAUACAAACUGGUUUAGAGCACAAGACAAAAAUAAAAUAGUUAAGAAAAUGUCCUGCUUGAGAGUGUGUGGAAUCCGUACUACGGCGAUAAAUGCAAUCAUGUGUGGAGCCAAUCUGCUCACAUGGAUGCCCUCUAAUUUUACUUCCACAAACAACUGCACUGCACGUGUGGAUCUUUGCACUUCAACUUCAUUUGCUCACACACAUUUAUUUCUCUAUCUUUUAUUAAAAUCUAAUUCCACAGAUUUGAUCCUCUUCCCGAUGACAAUUGCUUCACUGGAAUAGCAUUAUUAUUUAGAGAUUAAAUCA
Messenger RNA from Capsella rubella, 1377 nucleotides. Its product is annotated as phosphatidylinositol/phosphatidylcholine transfer protein SFH11. NCBI's taxonomy places the organism in Eukaryota, Viridiplantae, Streptophyta, Magnoliopsida, Brassicales, Brassicaceae. The transcript is spliced from 11 exons. The coding region runs from base 24 to 1064 and encodes 346 amino acids. The record is from RefSeq and is a predicted model, not a curated record.